Messenger RNA from Juglans regia (Persian walnut), 3063 nucleotides. RefSeq lists its product as uncharacterized. Lineage: Eukaryota; Viridiplantae; Streptophyta; Magnoliopsida; Fagales; Juglandaceae. Gene Ontology annotation, biological process: DNA repair; mitotic sister chromatid cohesion. Gene Ontology annotation, cellular component: chromatin; nucleus. The coding region runs from base 160 to 2688 and encodes 842 amino acids. The record is from RefSeq and is a predicted model, not a curated record. The transcript has 14 exons.
UGCUUGCAUGCUCAACACUUACCUUAAAACCCUUAAACUCAGCUGGGCGGAGUUAUUAGCACUCAACCAUUUUCUCUGGUCUUAAAAUUCUCCUAGGGCUUUAAAUGGCCUCAAUUUGAGUGAAAUUCUGCAUGAGCUUUCUGGGGCUGUGAGCUGAAAAUGACUUCCUCUGAGGGAGAACUUGAGGAGCAGCUUAAGGAGACUGGGAAUAAGCUCCUUAACCCUCCUUCCUCCAUUGAUGAGCUCCUCAAUCUUCUGGAUAAAGUUGAGAGUUUGUUAGCAAAUGUGGAACAAGCACCAUCAGAAUCAAUGAAAGAUGCACUUUUACCCUCGAUGAAGGCACUGAUCGCUAAUGAACUUUUGACACAUUCUGAAAUGGACGUGAAGGUUUCAGUUGCAUCUUGCCUUACUGAGAUUACAAGGAUAACAGCUCCGGAUGCCCCUUACAAUGAUGAUCAAAUGAAGGAAAUUUUUCAUCUAACUGUAGCAGCAUUUGAACAAUUGCCUUACAUGUCCAGUCGCUGUUAUACAAAGGCGGUUUCAAUUCUUGAAACUGUUGCAAAGGUCAGGUCAUGCUUGGUGAUGCUGGACCUUGAGUGUGAUUCAUUGGUAGUUGAAAUGUUUCAAAAUUUCUUAAAAGGUCUCAGGUCCAACCAACCACACACUGUAUUUUCAGCCAUGGAAACGAUUAUGACCUUGGUCAUAGAUGAAAGUGAAGAAAUUUCCUCAGAUCUUCUCGUUCCUCUUCUAGCUAGUGUAAAAAAGGAAAAUGAGACUGCUUCGCCUAUUGAGUGGGAACUGGGGGAGAGAAUUAUUACCAAUUGUGCUGUUAAGCUUGAACAUUGUCUCAAGGAAGCAGUUCAAUCUAUGGGCAUUGCUUUGGAUGAAUAUUCUCAAACAGUUGCUUCUAUAUGCCAAAGUGGUUCUGUUCCCCUUGAACACGAACAUGUCAAUGGCUAUGGGGAGCAUUCGGCUGAUGAUAAGUUAGAAGAAAGCACAGAUUCCGAUCUGCCACCAAAGACAGAUCCAAAUGAGCCACCCCAGGUGACUGAGGGUCUUGCUCCAGAUACUGUUUGUGGCACCAAAGUUGGCCAACUUGUGGAUGGUACUUUGAAAUCAGCAAUGAGUAAUGGCAUUAGGAAUGAUGAAACUUUAAAAAACGAAAAAACUUCAAAAUCAUUACAGAGUCGUGUUCUUGCUAAACAUUCCAAAAGCAUUGGUGCAAGAAGCAAUGCUGAGCCUGGCAGCUUAGGCUCUACAAAGGCAGCCAAGUCAGAAAUUGAGCGAGUCUCUGUUCCAAAGAAAAGGGGUAGGAAACCUAAUUCCUUAAUGAAUCCUGAGGAAGGCUAUGAUCAUACUUGGAUUUCUCCUGGAAGAAAAACUACGAUCACGCAUCGCAGAAAAUCUCAUGAUGGGGGAGUUGAUGAUACACCUUCCGAAAACCCAGAUUCCUCAAUGGCCAAUUUAUCCCUUGAGAAUGUGACUGAACCAUCAGCUUUCGAAGCUAAAACUAAUGAGAUCGUAGUUCCUGCUGCUCCAUCCCCAGAGCAUGGCCUUCCUGAUUCAAGCCUUCGUAAAAGGGGCCGGCCAAAGAAAAAAGGGAACACAGCGAAUCAAGAUGCCGAUCCUGAUUCCCAUUCUAGGUCAAAGGGAAGGUUUUUGAAAGCUCAUGUUGGGGAGAAAGCUCUGCAAUCUGCAGAUCUGAGUAUGAAAAAGGAAUCUGAAGUUUUGAGUAACUGUAACACAAAGGCACAGGGACGCUCAAGAAAGAUUAGAAUUGCUACAACGCCCAAAGAAGAGACAACGGUAGCUCCUGGAUAUGUAGUGUCAGAAAAGGAAGCUGAUGUCCCUUGUGUUCCUGAGGAAAAACAUCCGUGUCCAUCAACUAUGAAUGUAGAUGGAAUGAAUGAUAAGUCCUUAAUCCAAUUGGUUAUCAAGAAAAGGAAGAGGGGUGAUGUGCCUUCAAAACAGGAUAUUUCUGAAACAUCCGGCAGUAAGAUGAUUUCAAAGUCUGCAACUAAGUCAACCAAUAGAGAUGACAGUUACUUGGAAGAAACCUCUAAAUCUAAACUCAAGAGGAUGCGUACCACCGGAAAGAAAGAGGUACAAUCUUCUGAAAAGUCUGACCUUGAUGAGCAAUUAGUCGGUAGCAGAAUAAAAGUUUGGUGGCCAUUGGAUAAGAUGUUUUAUGAAGGCGUUGUAAAUUCUUAUGACCCUGUUAAAAAGAAGCACCAGGUGUUAUAUGCUGACGGUGAUGAAGAAGUCUUAAAUCUCAAAAAGGAAUGCUGGGAACUGGUUGGAGAUAAUGUUUUGCCUGUUGGUCAAGAGACUAAUGCUCAAGAACCAUGUGCUUCAUCUGAUCUACUGCAAAAGAGGAGGGGGAAAGCAAAGUCAAAGUCAGCCAAACGAGAAAUAGUUGAUUCUUCUUCGAAAAGGAGUGGAGCUUUGGGUGGCAGAUCUGAAGUCGUCGAACGAACAGAAUCUGGUGGUAAUUCUGCAGAUAAUCUUGAGCCCGACAAACCUAUUGUUGGUUCCGAGUCUGUGAAUGACCCUUCUAUGGCAGAAGAUGGGUUGAAAGAUGACCAUAUAAAGUCUACUGGAAAAUUGAGGAUUGAGAGGCUAAAGACUGGUACCAACUUGAUGCAGAACGUGCCUAAGGCUACUACCUUGCCCAAGGGAUUCCUUUAACUUACAGAUAUAUGUUAGAAAGGGUGCAAAGAAAUGGAGGUAGUUAAGUUCUAUUUACCUGAGUUAGACAAGGUUGUGUAUAGAGUGAGUGGUGACAGAAGCUCUAAGGCUUAUAAUUUUGGCUUUAGGACAGGGUAGUAUCAGUUAUAGUCUCUUUCUUUUGUUUCUCAUGUAACGGCAGAAGCAAGCAUAGGGUGUUUUCUGCCAUCAGAGACUGGUUUAUGCAUUUGAACUCUUACCAACUUGUUUCAUGUUAUUGUUCUCUGGGUUCUGCUCAUCACCCAGUUUGAAACUCUCCAAUUGGUCCAAUGUAGGGGUUUUUCAAACCUGUCAUGUCGACUUUUAUCAAUAAAACGCAGAACGUUUCCUUUCAAA